GAUGAGGUUAAUAGGGGAACAAAGGGAGGGCAGCUAGGGUUCUAGGGACUUUGCCCUUGACCUGAGGGUAUAAAGUGGAGGGUCCCAGCUUCUCUUCAGGCUCUUGGGAUUUCCCUGAGCAGCUGAGCAGGAGCCGAAACACAGAACCCCAAGAACCCUGCACAUGUGCCCAGGAUGAUGUCCUACAGAGACAGGCUGGGGGGCCCUGCUGUCUCCCCACUCCCGGUCAGGGGCCAUGUGAUGCGUGGGGCGGCCUUUGCCUACGUGCCCAGCCCUCAGGUCCUGCACAGGAUCCCAGGGACCGCUGCUUAUGCCUUCCCCAGCCUGGGCCCGGUGGCCCUCGCUGAGCCCGGCUGCCCCUUCGGGGAGGUUCUAGAGCUCCAUGACCCACUGCCCACCAAGCUGGCCCUGGAGGAGGAGCCGAAGCCAGAGCCCGGGCUAGCCCAGAAGCUGCGCUGGGCUGCCGUGACGCUGCUCAAGGUGCCCCUGAUGCUCGCUUUCCUCUAUCUCUUUGUGUGCUCCCUGGACGUGCUCAGUUCUGCCUUCCAGCUGGCUGGAGGGAAGGUGGCUGGUGACAUCUUCAAGGACAAUGCCAUCCUGUCCAACCCGGUGGCGGGGCUGGUGGUGGGCAUCCUGGUGACCGUGCUGGUGCAGAGCUCCAGCACCUCCACCUCCAUCAUUGUCAGCAUGGUCUCCUCUGGCUUGCUGGAGGUCAGCUCUGCCAUCCCCAUCAUCAUGGGCUCCAACAUUGGCACCUCUGUCACCAACACCAUCGUGGCCCUGAUGCAGGCAGGGGACAGGACCGACUUCCGGCGGGCCUUCGCGGGGGCCACUGUGCACGACUGCUUCAACUGGCUAUCGGUUCUCGUCCUGCUGCCCUUGGAGGCUGCCACUCGAUACCUGUACCACAUCACUCGAUGGGUGGUGGCCUCCUUCAACAUCCUCAGCAGCCGAGAUGCCCCAGACCUGCUCAAGAUCAUUACGGAGCCCUUCACUAAGCUCAUCAUCCAGCUGGACAAGUCCGUGAUCACCAGCAUUGCCAUGGGCGAUGAGUCCCUGAGGAACCACAGUCUCAUCAGGAUCUGGUGCCACCCAGACGCCACAGAGGUUUCCACCCCCAUGUCCAGGGCAGAGGCCAACAGCAGCCAGACCCUCGGAAACUCGAGCAUGGAGAAAUGCAACCACAUCUUUGUGGACACAAGUCUGCCUGACCUGGCUGUGGGGCUCAUCCUGCUGGCUGGCUCCUUGGUGCUCCUGUGUACCUGCCUCAUCCUGCUUGUCAAGAUGCUCAACUCUCUGCUCAAGGGCCAGGUGGCCAAGGUCAUUCAGAAGGUCAUCAACACCGACUUCCCCGCCCCCUUCACCUGGGCCACGGGCUACUUAGCCAUGGUGGUGGGCGCCGGCAUGACCUUCGUUGUCCAGAGCAGUUCUGUGUUCACCUCGGCCAUCACCCCACUCAUCGGCCUAGGUGUGAUCAGCAUCGAGCGCGCCUACCCGCUCACGCUGGGCUCCAACAUCGGCACCACCACCACGGCCAUCCUGGCCGCUCUGGCCAGCCCCCGGGAGAAGCUGCCCAGCGCCUUCCAGAUCGCCCUCUGCCACUUCUUCUUCAACAUCUCGGGCAUCCUGCUGUGGUACCCAUUGCCCUGCAUGCGCCUGCCCAUCCGCAUGGCCAAGACACUAGGCAAACGCACCGCCAAGUACCGCUGGUUUGCCGUCCUGUACCUCCUGCUGUGCUUUCUGCUGCUGCCCUCACUGGUGUUCGGCAUCUCCAUGGCAGGCUGGCGGGCCAUGGUGGGCGUGGGUGCGCCCUUCGCGGCCCUGCUGGCCUUCGUGGUGCUCAUCAGCGUUCUGCAGAGUCGCAGCCCGAGACACCUGCCCAAGUGGCUGCAGACCUGGGAGUUCCUGCCCCACUGGAUGCACUCCCUGCAGCCCCUGGACCGCCUCAUCACCCGGGCCACCCUGUGCUGUGCCAGGCCCGAGCCCCGCUCACCCCCGCUGCCUACCAGGGUCUUCCUAGAGGAGCUGCCCCCAGCCACACCCUCUCCCCGCCUUGCCCUGCCUGCACACCACAAUGCCACCCACCUCUAGGCUGCAGCCCUGACUGCCACUAGGGUGGGGAACGGCCUGUGCCUGAUGCCCUCGGUGGGAGGCCAGGGGCUGUCUAGGUACCCUGGGCUCACUCCUGUGCUUGUGCAGGUCCCCAGAGGUCUGGGCUGUGGGAUCCUGUGUGUUGGCCUGCACAGGUGCACAGUGCAGAGCCCCUGGGGCUCUGUGCAGGCCACAGCUGGCCUGGGUGUGACUUUCAGUCCUUUGCACACUGUUUGGAGGCCUGUCCUUGUGUAGUUGUGUCCACACAGCUCCAGCUGGGCCGGUUGGAAGUAGGGAGGAUCUGAGUGUGUGAUUUGCCGCUGUCUGCUCGUACAUAACUGUGGUUGGUGCCUGAGUCACUGGCUGGAUUCUCGCCCCCUCCCCAUCACUAUCCUUCAUCCUUGACACCAUGCUUCUCAUCCUCACCCGGCAUUCUGCAUCACCGCUACAACCCCUUUCCGAACACUGCCUGAUUUAAAGUGGGGGGGGGGGGGAAUAAUUAAACUUUCAUUAUGCACUUGAACAUCAGUUUGCUCUCAUCUAAUGGUGAGGAGAGGCCAUGGGCUGGGACUCAGAAACACCACUCCCCCCCAAGACAGCCGCUACUCCCAGAGAGAGUGGGCCUGCAAGCUUGCCCAGCAAUCCUCCUGGCCGUGCCGUACUGAGUCCAGUCCACAGCUCAGACACCCUGCAAGCCCCCCAAGGCCACCGGCAGGGCAUGUGCCCUCAGGUUCUCUGCACCUCCAUUCCCCACCCCACCAGGCUGACUUCCUCUGGUUCCUCCUGGUCUCUGUGUUCACCCACGUCUCGGGCUCCCUCCCUCCCUCUUUUGGCUUUCCUGGUGCUCAUCAGCGUCCUGCAGAGGCACAGCCCAUGGCACCUGCCCAAGUGGCUGCAAACGUGGGAUUCCUGCCCUGCCAGACAUGAAAUCAGUUCUCCCCAAAACAAGUGACAGGUGACAACUUAUCAGGGCCACUGGGGGAGGGGCCAGGAAGUCCGGGAUGGACAAGAGAAGCCAUGCCCUGUGUAUCAGCAUAGAGAGAGCAAGGACCAGCCAUCCUCCCUCCUCCCAGCUUGGCCCUCUAUCUUUGGCAAUAAACCAUGCCUCAUUUAACCCA
This is a messenger RNA of Phyllostomus hastatus (greater spear-nosed bat), 3209 nucleotides long. RefSeq names its product solute carrier family 34 member 1 (gene SLC34A1). The record is from RefSeq and is a predicted model, not a curated record. Gene Ontology annotation, cellular component: brush border; apical plasma membrane; vesicle. Gene Ontology annotation, biological process: intracellular phosphate ion homeostasis; sodium-dependent phosphate transport. The transcript is spliced from 13 exons. The coding region runs from base 175 to 2091 and encodes 638 amino acids. Gene Ontology annotation, molecular function: sodium:phosphate symporter activity. Lineage: Eukaryota; Metazoa; Chordata; Mammalia; Chiroptera; Phyllostomidae.